Molecule: messenger RNA, 1734 nt
Organism: Ictidomys tridecemlineatus (thirteen-lined ground squirrel)
Lineage: Eukaryota; Metazoa; Chordata; Mammalia; Rodentia; Sciuridae
Gene: Erp27
Product: endoplasmic reticulum protein 27
Biological process (GO): protein folding; response to endoplasmic reticulum stress
Cellular component (GO): endoplasmic reticulum
Source: RefSeq, a predicted model, not a curated record
GAAGGCUUGGGUGGAUCCAUAGUUAUCUUUGUGUUCUUAGUGCUUAGGUCAAUACUUGGCGGAGAGUACAUAACCUUUUUUAUUCAAAUGAACCUGUCAGACUCUGAUUGGUUGUAUUCUGAGGCCCUGUCACUAAACAUGGUCAUUUAUCCCAGAAGUUGAAGGUUCCCCUAGAGCCAGCUGCAAAGUUCCCAAAGCACAGGAAGUUAACCACAGAGUGGGCUGCCCCGAAUGGGCAUCCCCAAAUACAGAGUCCAGGGUUGGAGCAGGAGAGGAACAAUGGAAGCCAGCUGCUCCAGAUGCCUGUUACUCUUAUUUCUCCUCACGUGUGAACUGGCCCCAGAAGUUGCUGGAGAAGUUGAAGAGUCCUCAGAUGGUCCUGGUACUGCCCAGGGACCUAUAUGGCUCACAGAUGUCCCAACUGCUGAGGAAUUCAUCUCUGCUGCUGAGGUGGCCAUCGUAGGCUUCUUCCAGGAUCUGGAAAUACCAGUAGUGUCUGUAUUCCAUAGCAUGGUGCAAAAAUUCCAAGAUGUGUCAUUUGGAAUCAGCAAUAACUCUGAGGUCCUGGCCCACUACAACAUCACCAGGAACUCCAUUUCCCUCUUUCGUCUGGUGGAUAAUGAACAGUUGAAGUUAGAGGGUGAAGAAGUUGAAAACAUGGAAGCUGCCAAAUUAAGCCUUUUCAUUGAGACCAACAGCCUUCGAUUGGUGACAGAAUACAACACUAAGACUGGGUUUGGCCUAUUUAACACCAUGAUUGAGAUUCAUCUUCUCCUGGUGAUAAGCAAAGCAUCUCCAGAGUACGCCGAGAAUAUGAACAGAUACCGGAAGGCAGCUAGGCUCUUCCAGGGAAAGAUUCUCUUUGUUCUGGUGGACAGUGGUAUGAAGGAAAAUGAAAAGGUGAUAUCAUUUUUCAAACUAAAGAAGUCUCAGCUGCCAGCUUUGGCAAUUUACCGAACUUUUGACGAUCAGUGGGAUACACUGCCUAUAACUGAAGUUACAGUAGAGCAUGUGAAAAACUUUUGUGAUGGAUUUCUAGAAGGGAAAUUGUUGAGAGAAAAUCGAACAUCAGAAGAAAAAACUCCGAAAGUGGAACUCUGACUUCUCCUUGGUAUUUCCACUUAUUACCACAUACUUACUUUAUGCUGAACAAAAACAGGCCAUUUAAACCUGAGGGAGACCAAACAACACAUUCACCAGGACUUUCCACCACACAUGGAGAGAGAGAGAGAGAGAGAAAGAAUUUAUUCCAUUUUGUUCCUUAAAAAUCUCAUUGGCUUUUCUUCUUUUUUUUAAACUGCCUUUACUCUCUGGCUACUCACUUAUUUUGCUAUUGCACAUUCAUACUGUGUAGGCCCACCUGUGGUGGACAGCUUUAGAAAUCCUAUGACACCUGUAUCAAGGAAAGCCAUUCCUAGAGAGAAAUUGUUCUAAUGUAUCAUUAGUACUGAGUUUGCCUACUUCACAUGAUCCACACAACAUAGUUCCUGCUGUUUGGAGGUUGUCUAAGGAUCGAAACUCGACCUUCCUUCAUAAGCGCCCGUCUCUCUCUGACUCAGGGCCAAGAACAAAAGGGUGGUUUUUAAGCACUCUUCUGUGUUUUUGUCAGAUGUUAAAUGAUGUCCCCAAGUUUCUGAAUUCAGCAUAAACAGACCAUGUGAAAACUCUAUGCUUGUUUAGCAUCCCCAAGUCCCCAUGUAAAUCAACAACCCGUCUAAUAAACAAAGGCAAUGA